AUGUCCUUCCAGGAUGAAAAUGCAAUCGAUAAUUCUUCGCCAUCAGUAGUUGACUCAGGGAGUCCGGAAACGUUGAACGAUGUGAUAUUUGAAGGGCAAGGUAAUGUUUCUACGCCUUCGGAAUGGCACCAACCAUCUUUGGCCCAAGCACCACUACGAAAUGGAUUUUCUUCUGGCGCUUCCCAACAGCCUUUCAUGGAUUUACCAAUGGUUGGGGCGCCUUCACCCAAAACCACAAGUGUUCAGGCAGCAAACACGGACCCAUACUUCUCUACGUCCCCGCCGUUUCCUCCUGAAACCCCAAGUCAAAUGUUCGACGUCAAUCCAUUUCUCAUGUCUGACAAUCCAGUCAAGCCUGAAACACCCAGUAACUCCGCAGCUUCCAUCAGUAGCAGCAAUUGUCACAGCUCUGUCACCUCCAUGUCCACGGACUCCAUCUCCGACGCCACUCGGCAAGCUCUCAUCAACAGCCUGUCCGAGCCACUCGUCCAAGGUCAUGGCUUUAUGAGAACAACUUUCCCCCCAAACCAUUCCACGGCAUCCGAUUUCCUUGCAGGCAAAACAUUCCCAAGUACUCAAGACCUCCAAAGGUAUGUGGCGGCUUACAUACGAUAUUUCCAUCCCCACCUACCUUUUCUUCAUGUUGCUACAUUAGCCUUCGAUGCACCUGCUUUCACGAGCGACCUGUCGUCAAGCGGACAUCAAGCAUUUGAGCAAAGCAACGUUCUCGGCGGCGCAGGCUCUCUAGUCCUGGCAAUGGCGAGCAUCGGAGCAUUAUACGAAUAUGACUUUGCACCAUCCAAAGAUCUUUCUGAAAUGUCGAAGCACAUGAUUCAGCUCUAUCUACAAGAGCGCUCAAGGGCAGACUCCCAAAACGCCAGCUGCAUUGGCAGCAAUGGUGUUGAAAUGAACUCACAAAAUACUCCCUUGUGGCUUGUUCAAGCGAUGCUAUUGAACGUAAUAUACGGUCAUAAUAGCGGCGAUAAGAAAUCCGCAAGUAUUGCGAAUACUCAGUGCGCUUCAUUGAUAAGUCUAGCUCGUGGUGCAGAUCUCGUGAGGCCUACAGAAGCGGAUAUAACAAGGUCUCCGGAAUUUCAGCUGAAGCAAACGGACUUGCAAUUGAAUAAUGAUGACCCUGCCGCAUGGAGCGGCUACAUAUCACAUCCGGCAUUGGAGUUGGAGAAAGAGUGGCAUCUGUGGAAGGUCAUCGAGGAGAGAAAGCGGACCCUUUAUGCGAUAUUUACUUUCUCAAGCUUACUAGUCUCGGCCUACAACAGUGCGCCAGCAUUGAUGAACUCUGAGAUUCUACUCGACUUACCAUGCGACGAGCGUUUAUGGUCCGCGGACUCUGCAGAGACCUGGCGGUCUUUCGGUGGGUCUGCGGUGGCAUCCCAAAAGGAAACAUCAUUUGCAGGCGCUCUCCGCUUCCUUCUCAGUGCCAGCCAGCGCAAGCAACAGAAACAACGUCGCAUGUCUCAUUCAUUCGAUAUGAACAUACAACCAGAGAGCCUGCCAGAAGAAGAGCUCAGGCCAAGCACGUUUGGAUGUCUCAUCCUCAUCAAUGCAUUGCACAAUUAUAUUUGGGAAACGAGGCAACAUCAUGCCGGACGGCCCUGGACGCCACGAGAUACAGAGAAGCUGCACGCGCACAUGGAACCAGCUUUGCGAGCUUGGCAAGCUGCAUGGUCGAGUAACAGUGACCACAGUCUAGAGAGGCCUAAUCCCUUCGGUGCAACGUCGAUGUCGGCUGAUUGCAUUCCAUUGCUAGACCUGGCUUAUGUUCGACUUUUCGUCAAUCUCGGUAGGACCAAGGAUCUGUUCUUCCAGCGCAAUUGGGAUGCAAUGGCUGAGGAGCUGGCCAAUGGUCCGGAGAUAGUUGAGCAUGGCGAACAUUCGCCCGCUUCUAGUCCACGAAACAGUGAAAAGACUAGCUCGGCUAUGUCGAAUGAGUUGACUUACAUAAAAAUGCAAAGCGGGGCUCCGUCUGCGAUGCCGGAGACCACCCUCAGCCAGUGUUCUGCAAAAUGCUCUCGACGUGAGCGGCAUCUCCGGAAGGCCGCAUACUGCGCCGCAAAUUCGCUGAUGAUGUCUGACCGCCUGAACGUUACAUUUGCCGAUUACAACUCCAGAGAGCUCCCGCUGCAUUCUGCGCUCUGUGCAUUUGACUGCGCUCAAAUCCUUGCAGAAUGGAUAUCUACUGUCCAGCAGAGAGUCGGUCGGUAUAUAGGAAUUCUUGGUAGGGAUGUCAUUGAUCUCAGCCAAGCACCGGCCUGCAUGUUUCUCGAGGAUGAUGAUUGCAAGCUCCUAGAAAAAGUCAAAGAAAUCAUCGAUAACGCAAACGCUAAAUUAAGCAGCGGUAUCAGCAUGAUCGCGAACCCAAACAUGACGAACGACAGCAUAAUUGAAUUAGAAAAUUGCGGCUAUGGCAGCAAGAUACUAUCCAUGCACGCCCGCAUGUUCGAGAGGGAAGCUGUGUGGCCAGUCUGCCAUGAGAUGAGUCUUGCCUUGAGAACCCAGGCCACUCACAUCAAGACGAAAACAGAAAUGUCUUUGAAUGUACUUGCAUGA
This is a messenger RNA of Bacidia gigantensis, 2568 nucleotides long. RefSeq lists its product as uncharacterized. Gene Ontology annotation, molecular function: RNA polymerase II cis-regulatory region sequence-specific DNA binding; zinc ion binding; DNA-binding transcription factor activity, RNA polymerase II-specific. The transcript is spliced from 2 exons. The record is from RefSeq and is a predicted model, not a curated record. Gene Ontology annotation, biological process: regulation of transcription by RNA polymerase II; DNA-templated transcription. The coding region runs from base 1 to 2568 and encodes 855 amino acids. Gene Ontology annotation, cellular component: chromatin. Lineage: Eukaryota; Fungi; Ascomycota; Lecanoromycetes; Lecanorales; Ramalinaceae.